AUGGAUUUGGGAAAGGACCAGUCUCACUUGAUGCUCCAUCAGAUACCUGAUCCUCAUCAAGAAGAGAACCAUGUUCCAGAAGUCAUUGGAACUUGGAGUUUAAGAAACAGAGAGCAACUCAGAAAAAGAAAAGCUGAAGCACAAGAAAAGCAAACUUCACAAUGGCAAUUUGGAGAUAAAAAACACAAGCGGCAGAGAACAGGAAAAAGAAGUGAAAGAGGCAGAAAGAGACAACAAAAUACAGAAAUGAAGGUGGAGCCUCUGUCACAAUUAGAAAAGGAAAUGAUGGAGAAAGCACCAGCACCUACAGAGAAAGAAACUGAACCACCCAGGAGUGUGACCAAAGCUCUCCUUCCGGUAGCCUCCAUGCAAAGAGUUGUGCCCAAGAAACAUUUUUCUAAAAUUGGUCAGGAAAGCAUUAUCCAUCAGGAAAAUUCUUCUGAAUACCAAGAAACAGCAGUACAAAACCACCCUUCUGAAAUACUCCAAGAUAUGGCUGAAUCUGGAGACCUCUCUCCUAAAAUGUACCAAGAAAUAGCUGUAUUUCAAGACCAUCCUUCCCAAGUGCGCCAUGAUAUGGCUCAACCUGAAGACCUCUCUCUUAAAAUGUGCCAAGAAACCACUGCAGCCAAAGCCCUUUCUUCUAAAUCAUCUGAAGAUAUAGCUGACCUGGAAGGAUGCCCUCUUGAAGCAUACCCCAAACCAGAUGUGCCUAAAGGCUACACUCUUGAAACAUACCAAAAAAGAGCUGAACCUGAGGAACACAAUUCUGAACUAGGUCAAGGAAUAGCUGAGACUGAAAAUUUUGUUCCUAAAGCACAAGAAAUAGCUGUGCCUAAAGAGCUUUCUAUAAAAACAUACCAAGAAACAGUUGAACCUGAACACUUUUCUCAUAAAACAUAUAAAGAAAUUGCUGUGUCUAAAGCCCCCUCUCAUAAAACAAUCCAAGAAACACCUGCUCCUGAAAAAUAUUCACCUGAAAUAUACCAAGAAACACCUGGGUCUGAAGAAUAUUCACCUGAAAUAUACCAAGAAACAGCUGGGCCUGAAGACUAUGCACCUGAAAUAUACCAAGAAAUACCUGGGCCUGAAGACCUCUCUACUAAGACAUAUAAAGAUAAGGAUGUGCCUGAAGAAUGCUUUCCAGAACUGUACCAAGAAAGAGUUGGGCCCCUAGACCAGGAUCCUAAAGCACACCAGGAAGAUGCUAAGGAUGUUUAUAUUUUUCCUUGAGAAAUGAAGGAAAAACCCAAAACAGAGGAACAAGAGAUACCAGCAAUUCCAAAUGUUCCUCAAGAGAUUCACCCAGAAAAUGAAAUUUAUAGUUGUUUUGUUUUAACAAUGUGCAACCGUCAUAGUUGUCCAACAAAAUUCACAUCUUAG
Messenger RNA from Lipotes vexillifer (Yangtze River dolphin), 1383 nucleotides. RefSeq names its product hemogen (gene HEMGN). The record is from RefSeq and is a predicted model, not a curated record. The transcript is spliced from 4 exons. Lineage: Eukaryota; Metazoa; Chordata; Mammalia; Artiodactyla; Lipotidae. Gene Ontology annotation, cellular component: nucleoplasm. Gene Ontology annotation, biological process: regulation of osteoblast differentiation; cell differentiation.